Messenger RNA from Engraulis encrasicolus (European anchovy), 3805 nucleotides. It is a transcript of the gene tlr8b, whose product is annotated as toll-like receptor 8b. Gene Ontology annotation, molecular function: pattern recognition receptor activity; protein binding. The record is from RefSeq and is a predicted model, not a curated record. Gene Ontology annotation, biological process: defense response to virus; canonical NF-kappaB signal transduction; toll-like receptor signaling pathway. NCBI's taxonomy places the organism in Eukaryota, Metazoa, Chordata, Actinopteri, Clupeiformes, Engraulidae. The transcript has 2 exons. Bases 26 to 3118 code for a protein of 1030 amino acids. Gene Ontology annotation, cellular component: plasma membrane.
AAAGUCAAGCGUCAGACCCAAGUUAAUGAUGCAGGUUUUCCUCCUGCUCCUGUGUUGGACCGCCUCAUCGGCAUAUCACAUUACUAAGUGGCGUUGUCCGGUGGUGACGCACAACACAUCAGUACAUGUGGACUGCUCAGAGAGGGGACUAAAAGAUAUCCCAGUAAUUCUACUGCGAAAUGUGACAGAACUCGACCUUUCUUUAAAUCACAUACAGAACGUGUCAAUUGACUCAGCACACACUCUGGGAGAUCUGGAGAAUUUAACUCUCAUUGAUUUGAAUAGCAACAACAUUGAAACCUUCAAUAGCACAGACUUAUUUGAAGAUUUAACAAAUUUAAAGACCUUGCGCCUGGACCAUAAUAAUAUUUCUGUAGUGCCGAGAAUAGUGUCUGACAGCCUGUCGAAUUUGAGUUUGGCAUCUAAUAAUAUAAAUCGCAUCACCUCAGAAGACUUCAAGGGAUUAAGCGCUCUCACGUCUGUCAAUCUGGAUGAAAACUGUUAUUUUCGCCUCACUUGUAAUGAGUCUCUCAUCAUCGAGAGAGGGGCAUUUUCCGACCUAACCCAGCUCACAAACCUCUCCCUGUCAAAGAAUGGAUUGUACAAAGUCCCACAGCAUCUACCCAACUCACUUGUGUACCUUAAACUAUUGCUGAACAGCAUAUCAUUCAUUGACAAAUCUGACUUCAGGGGCUUGGAGUCACUGCAGUUCCUCGACCUGUCUGGGAACUGCCCCUUUUGCCCAAAUGCCCCUUUCCCCUGCAAGCGAUGUGCACACGACGCUCUGGUGAUCCACCCCGAAGCAUUUGAUCCCCUGCAUAGGCUGGAGGAGCUGCGUCUGUCGGGGAACUCCCUUAAGACCGUGAAGCCCAACUGGUUCCAGAACCUCACCUGUCUGAAGUACCUGUUCAUGUCCUUCAACCAUUUCAUCGGCGACAUCCAGACUGGCGAUUUCCUCUCCGCGCUUCCAAGGGUCGAGGUCGUCGACCUGUCCUACAACAACCUUGAGACAGCUCUGUUCCCGAGGCUGAAAAUCUCGUCACAUUUUGCGAACAUGACGUCGCUGAGGGUCCUGCAUCUUCAAGGUUACAACUUCUUAAGGCUGACCGACGAGGACCUGGAGCCACUCUACAACUUAAGAAACCUCUCUGUGCUGAAUAUUGGGGUCAAUUUCUGCCAACAGACUCAAUUCUCAUUUUUUAAGAAGUUUCACAACUUGUCUGUUGUCACAUUAGUGGAGAAUCUGCUGACUUUACUGCCGACUCCAGAGUCAACAUGUCUUCUCAGUGGAGGAGAGUAUAGGUCGGAUGGACACAGUAAUGUUCCCAUUCUCUCCAGACCCUUUAUCCACCGUGAUGAGGACUACCACUUCUAUCCUCCCGCCAUCAAACCAGGGUGCUUAAAAUCCGGCACUGUGCUCGACCUUAGUCGAAACUUAAUCUCUUACCUCAAUCCAGAGUAUUUCAAGGACACAGAAAAUGUAGCCUGUCUCAAUCUCUCGGCAAACUCCAUAGGGCAUUUAAAUGGUUCUCAGUUUAAACAAUUUCCUCACCUCAAAUAUCUGGAUUUGUCUAGAAACAGAGCAUAUCUGUCCUCAGAUCAGGCUCUCACUGAAUUGAAAGAGCUGGAAAUUUUAGAUCUGAGUCACAACAAACACUACUUUCAGGUGGUUGGAUUGAACCAUUCUUUAGCAUUCACACGGCAUCUGACAUCGCUAAGAGUCCUAGACCUUAAUGACAAUGAAAUCAGCACUCUGACAGAUAAGCACAUGGAGAGUGACUCUUUAAAGGAACUGUACUUUGCGGGCAAUCACCUAGACCUUAUGUGGUCGAACGACAAGGGGUUCCACAGUUUAUUUGAAAACCUCAGAGUUUUGAAGACACUGGACCUCUCAUAUAACAUGCUGAAGGACAUCCCCUCAAGUGUUCACGAUAAGUUGCCAAAAACUCUUACACGUCUAAGACUGAACCAGAAUGCAAUGUCUGCUUUCAACUGGAGUAUGCUUUCUUAUCUGCCUUUGCUUGAAGAGCUGCAUCUAUCCAAAAAUGAAUUGGAGCACGUUCCUGAAAAGCUGGCCUUGGUGGCUUGGCAACUCAAGGUGUUGAAUUUGAGUCACAACAAAAUAGCUCAGCUGUCCUGGUCAUUCCUCCAGGGUGCGUUGAACUUGAUGAGUCUGGAUCUGACCAGUAAUCACUUGACGGCUCUCAAUAAAACAACCUUCAAGACGUCGAUAGACGGGGAUGACAGCGACGAUUCCCUAAAGGUACUCAAGCUAAAUGACAACUGGUUUCAGUGCACAUGCGCCCUGGUGGACUUUCUCCUCUGGGUUAACGGCAGCCAAGUUAACUUGCCUGACCUUCAGACUAAAGUGCUGUGUGACUCGCCUGAAUCCAAGGACGGCCAGUCCAUCGUUCACGCAGGCCUAAUCAAAAGUUGCUACAACGACAACAUCUCUGUAGCCGUCUGCUACGCUAUCUCUUCCUCCAUGGUGAUACUGAUGCUGUUUGUCUCCAUCAGUAUGCAUCUGUUCUACUGGGACAUGUCGUACGUUUGCAGCUUCUUGAGUGCCAGGGUGAGGAGCCGCCGGCCAAGCUCUGCCCAGUACACCUACAACGCCUUUGUGAUGUACGACACCAGCGACCCACUCGUCUCCGAUUGGGUGCUACGUCACCUGCGCGUCGAGCUUGAGGAACGUGGUGGUGGUGGUGGCAGCAGCGAAAUGGUACGCCCACUCUGUCUCGAGGAACGCGAUUGGGUGCCCGGCACGACCAUCAUGGACAACCUUGCACAGAGCGUGCAGCGGAGCAGGAAGACCGUCUUCGUCCUGACCGAGGGCUUCGUCCGCUGCAGCCUCUUCAAAAUGGCCGCCUUCCUGGUGCACCAGCGUCUGCUGGAGGAGGGGCUGGACGUCAUGGUGCUGCUGCUGCUGCAGCCGGUGGUGCUGCGGCGCUCCCGCAUCCUGAGCCUGCGCCGCUGCCUGUGUCAGCACAGCGUGCUGGAGUGGCCCGCCAACCCGGCCGCCCACCGAUGGUUCUGGCAGCAGCUGCGGGGGGCCGUCCGCACCGAGCGGCAGGCCUCGCACAGCAAGCUGCACUGGAAGUACUUCUCUGGACGAUAGAGCACUUACCACUGGGGUUCCUCAGCACCGAGCGGCAGGCCUCACACAGCAAAUGGUAAAUGGACUUCAUUUAUAGAGCGCCUUUCCACUCCUUCGAACACUUAACAUUCUAUGCAUCACAUUUAUCCAUCCACACAUUUAUCCAUCCACACAUUUAUCCAUUCACACACUGGUUGCAGUGGCUGCCACAUAGGGUACCAUCCUGCCAAAAGGAGCAAUUCGGGGUUUCUUGAUCUUGAACCUUCAACCUGCUGGUUGCCAAACAGGCUCCUGUACCACCUCAGCCACCAUCGCUGCAAGCUGCACUGGAAGUAGGCCUACCUCUCAGGAGAAUAGAGCACUAACCCCCCGGGGUUACUCAGUACAUUUUACUACUGGUCCACAGAAGCAAAGACUGGAACUCAGUUUUGCAUUGGCUACCGGUGUGUGAGAACCAACACACUCAUAAGGACAGGAGUUACUGGGGGUCAUCCCUAUGUUCCCGGGGUCCUAUGUUCCCCCGGUCCUAUGUUCCCCGGGUCAUAUGCACGGGCGUAGGCAGAAAUAAUAAAACAGGUGGGCCCAGAAAAAAAUAGACAGGCCCAACCCCAAAACGUAAGCUUAUAUAUUACAAGCCUACAGCGUUUUGAGUGUAUGCCUGGUUUGUAAGCAAAUCACUUCUAAGUGAAAGCAACUGGAAAAGUUAGA